Apus apus (common swift) is the source of this 3098-nucleotide messenger RNA. It is a transcript of the gene DENND10, whose product is annotated as DENN domain containing 10. The transcript has 7 exons. Gene Ontology annotation, biological process: protein transport; regulation of early endosome to late endosome transport. The coding region runs from base 1009 to 1719 and encodes 236 amino acids. Lineage: Eukaryota; Metazoa; Chordata; Aves; Apodiformes; Apodidae. The record is from RefSeq and is a predicted model, not a curated record. Gene Ontology annotation, cellular component: late endosome. Gene Ontology annotation, molecular function: small GTPase binding; guanyl-nucleotide exchange factor activity.
CUCACUUCUCCAUUGUUCUGACGGCCAAAGACUUCAACCCAGAGAAAUAUGCAGCCUUCACUAGGAUACUGUGUAGGUCUGUAUAAAAGCUGCUUUGAGGAGCUGCUGUGUGCAUGUUUUAGUCUUGCCAAGGCAAAAGGUUAAAUUUCAUUGCGUUGUGUUUGCAUUUGGUUUAACAAUCUGCUGAAAAUUCAGUUCUACAAACUGGAUCAGAUUAUGUAAAUCCUUGAAUUGAGCUUACUUGAGUUCACGCCAGAAGUACUGGGUGAAUGUCAGGUGCCCAGUAGGUUUUUGCUGUCCUCUCUAAAUACACCACCCCCCUACACUCACACCCACACUCAUUUUCUCUGCUAUUUUUAAGAAGUAUAAACAUUUGUGAAGAGUCACAGGUCACUGUGUAUAUGGUGGGUCGCCUGCAUCCCUCCACACCAGCUCUACUGCAGCCGUUUCCUGCAGUUCCUCUGAACUAGGCACAACACCUAGAAUAUUUUCUUCUUUUUGCUUUUCUUCUAGGAAAAAGAGGGCCCUCUGCCUCUCCAGGUCUCUGGCUCUCUUCUACCUUCUUUCAACCAGGCUGCCAUCUUCUCUUUUCAUUGUCCAAAUAGCUUUGUACCACAGCUAAUAUGGAAAACAGGUGUUUGAGGGCUUUAGCACUGCUCCUGAAGUACCUUAACCUGUAAAAUAGAUGAUGGUGUCUCUUUGUUGUUUUUAUAAACGAGUAUGAAGGACAUAGAUUUAUAUUUUUCUUUCACCAGUUAACAAAGAGUACAGAAGAUGGCUAAUGUUGCUUUGAUAGUAAAUUAAAACUAGUCAUGUGGCCUGCAUGUAAUAGCAGGAGUCACUGUUGUAGUUGCUUUUUCAUCAGGCAGUUACCCUGCCAAGAAUCCUUCAUCUGGACACCUGCUUACACCUUUGUGCUGUGAUUCUGUGGUGGUAACUGUUGGUUCUUUCGUGCAACAGGAAACUCAAAAUACAAGAAUCUACUUGAAGCAUGGAAGCCCAGUGAAAAUGAUGGAGAGUUACAUUGCAGUCCUUACAAAGGGGAUCUGCCAAAGUGAAGAAAACGGAUCUUUCCUCAGCAAAGAUUUUGAUGCUCGGAAGGCUUAUCUUGCUGGUUCCAUCAAAGAUAUAGUAUCUCAGUUUGGAAUGGAAACAGUUAUCUUAUAUACAGCACUGAUGUUAAAGAAGAGAAUUGUGGUGUACCAUCCUAGAAUAGAAGCUAUCCAGGAGUUUACCAGGACUUUGCCUGCUUUAGUGUGGCAUCGACAAGACUGGUCAAUUCUUCAUUCAUAUGUACAUCUAAAUGAGGAGGAACUGGAUGCCUUAAAAGCCUGCACAGGUUACAUUGCUGGAUUUACAGAUUCUGAAGUGAACAGCAGACCAGACCUCUACGAUGUGUAUGUGAAUUUGGCAGACAGUGAGAUCACCAUUUCCCCUGUAGUCAAAGAGGCAAUGACAAUGGGAAAACUUCACAAAGAAAUUGGACAACUAAUUGUUCAAUCUGCUGAAGAUCCAGAUAAAUCUGACAGCCAAGUCAUUAAGGAUAUUUCUCUGAAGACAAAAGAAAUCUUGGCUACUUUAGCCUCACUCACUGAAGUUUCGGAUGGCAAUGAAAAACCAACCCUUAACUCUGAGGCGCUGAAACAAAAGCGGUUUCCACCAGCUACAGAAAACUUCCUUUUUCAUUUGGCAGCUGCUGAACAAAUGCUUAAAAUCUGAUUCUUAUGCACUGCAGGGUUAUGGACCAACUCAGAAAGACUCUCUUUGCCACACAGAUAGGAAGGCCUGGUAUUUUAUAUGGAAAAAUUGAAGGUAUAAGAGUGAAUGUUGUAUUUACCCUGAUAUAAUGCAGAGUGUUGGAGCUUGGCUGGGAGCAUAUGGAGGCAUAUUUGGGAACAUUCCUGGUGUCAUUAUCUUUCCCCAACUAUAACUGUGUAUAUAUGGCUCCUCUAUUUCCUAUCACAAUGUGAGAGUAAAUACAAGGAGCAUGGGCUUGUGUGUCCAGGCUGUGCCAGACAUCAUUGCAGUGGCUGUUGGUCCUGCAGGUUCCAGAAUGCUGGACAGCUCUGCUCAUGCUCUGACUUGUCUCCCUGGGGUCUGGAACACGGGCUGCAGCACAUGGGCUGUAAAUGAGCACAGUUUGGUUGUGGGAGUCUCUGCACAGGGAUACAAUGAAUGCACAGCUGGUCUGAGUGCUCAUUUGGACUUCCAGCCUGUCAGGUGCUGCUCUUGCUCUGGAGUACCUGAUACCUGGAAAUCCCAAAGAAAGGAACAAGUUCUCUUCUUUCUACUUGAAAGUGUCUAGCUUUAAAAAAAUUAUGUCUGGAAAAAUCUGAUGUGGUAGCCUUAAUCUAUAAAGGAAGAGAUAUAUGGGAAUUAAGCACCUCUUUUGAACUCUUGCCUUAGAGAUUUUCCCCAUUUAACUCCAUCCCAUGCCUCUGAUGGAGGGAAAAGAGGACAGGAUUACUGUAUGCUAAAUGGGGCUUCCUUGAGGGGAGUCACAGACAAGUGCUGCUUUACAGCUGGAGUAAUUUAAGAAGUUUUUUUUAGUUCCCCACUGAGAAGAUACCUGGCCAUUUAUUCCUGAUCCAUUUGACAGAAAAUCAGAUGAGCUAAAGCCUAAUGGACUGGAAAUGUUCAAAAGUCUGGGUACAACAGGCACCAGUUAAACUGCUUGAGCUGCAACACAGGUACUGUCUGAUGGUGCUCUGUGUAGAGUAAAUCUAGAUGGAAACUUUUGAAGUUACAGUGAAAACUGGGAAAUAGCUUAAAGAAAAUUAAAGUUUGCCUACUUCUUUGGUUGCAUAGCCAUAGCUCAAGAGAUUUAUAUUUUUUUUUCACUGAGCAGCUUGAAACUAACUGCUUUGUAAUCUUCUAAGAAGAAUUUAGAGUCUUUGUAGGGAAAUACUUUGAGCCAAACAAUCUGUAUUUGUUCAGAAAUGUCCACAACAAAUCAGUCAAUUCUGCAGUAGCACUUUGUUACAAGAAGAAAUAACCUUUUUCCUGCCCUUUGUACAGGUAGUCUGUAGCAUGUCCUUUUACAUAGAGAUUUUAUACUUCUGAUUAAAACUUUAGUAAUCAAUAUUUAUAUUGUUAAA